AAUAGAAACCCUCAUCGAAGUGUUAAUCAUCAUCACUCACUAACUAGUAACUAGGUCAAACAAGGUAAAAUUGACAGAACACGGGUCUGUUAAACGACGUCGUUGUCAAAAUUCCGGCAAAGCAAGAGCUCCGGGAUGGAAACACGGCGGAGGAACGGCGGAAAGUGGCAAUACAUAUGGCCGAUGUGGACGACGCUACUGCUUCACCUCAUCGCCAUUCUUAUCUUCACCACCGGCUUCCUCCUCACCCGAACCGAGCUUCCUUAUCACAGCCACUGCUCCGACGACGUUUCACACUCCCCUUGCUUCUCUCCUUCUUCUUCUCACAACAAUGGAUCUUGCUGGACCAAACCUUCCAUCAACCGUCUCGUCGUCAUCGUUCUCGAUGCUAUCAGAUUUGAUUUCGUUGCUCCUAGCACCUUCUUCCCAGAAUCAAAAGCGUGGAUGGAUAAAUUGCCGGUUCUGAAGAAUGUGGCGGUUUCGCGUCCUUCCUCAGCUAGGAUUUUCAAAGCCAUUGCUGAUCCACCUACCACGAGUUUGCAGCGCUUGAAGGGCUUGAUGACAGGUGGACUUCCGACUUUUGUAGAUGUUGGUAAUAGCUUUGGUGCACCCGCUAUUGUUGAGGAUAACUUCAUAAAUCAGUUGGUUCAAAAUGGGAAGAAAGUUGUUAUGAUGGGGGAUGAUACAUGGACUCAGUUAUUUCCUCACCAUUUUGAAAGAUCAUAUCCGUACCCCUCUUUUAACGUCAAAGAUCUUGAUACGGUUGACAAUGGAUGCAUUGACCACUUAUUUCCAUCUCUAUAUGAAGAAGAUUGGGAUGUCCUUAUUGCACAUUUUCUUGGAGUGGAUCAUGCUGGACAUAUAUUUGGGGUCGACUCCACUCCGAUGAUAGAAAAGUUGGAACAGUACAAUACCCUUUUAGAGAGAGUUAUUGAAGUGCUGGAUAAUCAGUCUGCACCUGGGAACUUACAUGAAAAUACUUUGCUUGUGGUAUUGGGUGACCAUGGACAAACCCUUAAUGGUGAUCAUGGCGGCGGGAGUGCUGAAGAGGUGGAAACUGCCUUGUUUGCUAUGAGUUUUAAGGAGCCUCUUUCCUCUGUGCCACCAGAAUUUGUUUCUGCUUCUUGUCAACCAGACUUGGACGGGAAGAAUGUUUGUAUCAGCACCAUGCAACAGCUUGACUUUGCAGUAACGAUGUCAGCAUUGCUUGGCGUGCCUUUCCCUUAUGGAAGUAUUGGUCGCAUCAAUCCUGAACUAUACGCUUUAGGUAGUUGGAAUUUUGAUGCCUCUCAAGAGCUGUCAAAAUCAGAUCUUUGGAUGCAGAAUUAUGCUCAUGCACUGUGCAUAAAUUCUUGGCAGGUGAAGAGAUAUGUGGAUGCUUACUCAGUUUCAUCAGCUGUUGGAUUCUCCCAUGAUGACUUAUCCCAAAUUGCAAGUGCUUAUGCUCAAGCAGAGAAUUGGUUGCACUCUACCAAAAAGCUGCUGCUCGAUAGACACAUUGGCAGUGAUAAAAUAGUACCUGCACUUAUGAAGCAAAUGGAUGCAUACUUCAAUUUUCUUACAACAGUCGCUGAGUUAGCUCGGUCUAAAUGGACUGAGUUUGACUUGAACUUGAUGGGUGCUGGCAUUGGAGUCAUGUUAGUGUCGCUUAUAUUUCAAGUAUUUGCCAUUUUAAGGGUGAACAAGCAGCAUGGUGUAACUUCACCAUCACCUGGAAGUUCUUUGAUUACCAGUGCCUCAACUUUUACAUUCUUUUUACUGGGAAUACGUGCUUGUAGUUUCCUUUCAAACAGUUUUAUUUUGGAGGAAGGGAAAGUAGCAAAUUUUCUUUUGAGCACAUCUGGGAUUGUGGCAUUACGCCAUUCAAUCAUCAAGGAGAAGCUGCUAAUAGAAAGUAUUGGAUUUCUUAUUUUGAGCACCUUUUGUCGAUUUGCCGUUGAAGUUGGACUGUCCAAGCAAGCUGCCACAUCUGCUUUCAUGAAAGAUUACACUUCAUGGAUUGUCAAUACCUUAGAUUUACCUGUUUGGGACUAUGCAGCUAAAGUUGUACCAAUGCUAGUGCUGAUUCUGUUGGCAUUGUGGCUUUACAAGGUCACCAAGGGCAACUUCUUUGAUUGGCCAUGGAUGUAUGCGAUACUGGUUACUAUCUUGAGUUAUAUGCUAAUUAUUCUGCAUUGGAUCACAGAGAGUAAUGAAUAUGUUGCAGUGCUGAUACCUCAAAGCAUUGGAAGAAAUUAUAUCCCUAGAAUCAUUUAUAUUCUUGCUUCGGGACAGUUGUUAUUACUGGCAUUUGGUCGAAUAUUUAAGCACACCAGUUUAGAUUGCAAGAAAAACAUAGUUGCAAAAACAACGGCCAUGUUAUCUGCUUUGAGUUCUACUGUCAUUCUUCUUUCAGGAAAACAGGGUCCUGUGAUUGCUUUGGCAUCCAUAGUUGGAGGUUAUUGUAUUAUGAGGUUGGAUAAUAUAGUAGAACCUCGUAAGGAUGGAUCUCAUAGAAGUUUUGCUGUCAUGCAAUGGAGUCUCCUUGCCACAUGUCUCUUUUUCUGCAGCGGUCACUGGUGUGCUUUUGAUGGUCUCCGCUAUGGUGCUGCAUUUAUAGGGUUUGAAGAAUUUAAGCUUGUUCGCCAAGCAAUCCUCCUUACAAUAGAUACCUUUGGCUUUUCUAUCAUCCUUCCGGUAUUUGGACUCCCGUUUCUUGUAGCAACCAAGUAUCAAGCUAAUCUAGGAAAGCAUUUUCUUUUCACUAAGUUAUCGCAAAUUUAUACAACAUAUGGGCUCAUAACAGCAACUAUGACCACUUUCACGAUAGUAUGUGUUACAAUUCAAAGGCGGCACCUCAUGGUUUGGGGUUUAUUUGCUCCGAAGUUUGUCUUCGAUGUGUUUAAUCUCAUUCUUACAGACGUGUUGAUUUGUUUGGCCUCAAUUUACUAUUUCGAUGAAGCGAAGGUUGACCCCCAACUGAAAUCAUAAGGUUGCUGAAUAGACACAAACACACACACACACACUAGAAUGAUAUUUAUUUUAGUUUUGUUUUUACUUAGCUAAACUAUGUCAUAUGGGCUUCAAAUUUCACUUUGCAUUCCCCUCUACAGCAAAUUUUGUUCCUUAAUUUGGUGAUAUCCACUCUUAUAAACUGAUGUUUCAAUUCUUGACA
Messenger RNA from Lotus japonicus, 3154 nucleotides. Its product is annotated as GPI ethanolamine phosphate transferase 3-like. Gene Ontology annotation, biological process: GPI anchor biosynthetic process. Gene Ontology annotation, molecular function: mannose-ethanolamine phosphotransferase activity. The coding region runs from base 136 to 2970 and encodes 944 amino acids. The transcript has 20 exons. Lineage: Eukaryota; Viridiplantae; Streptophyta; Magnoliopsida; Fabales; Fabaceae. The record is from RefSeq and is a predicted model, not a curated record. Gene Ontology annotation, cellular component: endoplasmic reticulum membrane.